GGGGCCCGCGGCCCUUGCCCGUUUCCAGUAUGGCCGCCCGCCGUGCCUGACCCGCGGCCUCUCCGUUCCGGCUCUUCGUAGGCGAUGCCGAUGCCUAGGCUGUGACUGACACUCGCGCUCCCACGCACGCACCGACCCAGACCCACGCCGGGAGCCUGAGCCCUGGGCCCACAACCGCUCACUCAUCCGCCACCUCGACCACAGCCCGGACCACGGCUCCCGCGCCGCUGCCGUCGCCUCGCGGAGAAGGGUCGCGCCGGACCUCGAGCUCGGCGGCCCCCGGCCGGCCAGGAUGGGGAAGCGGGCGGGAGGAGGAGCAGCCGCCACCGCCACCGCCUCCGCGUCCUCCGGGGCCGGGCUGGAGCCCGCGGCCGGCCGCGGCGGGGGUCCUUGGAGCGCGGUCGCCGGCCUCCUGGGAGCGCUGCACCUGGUGAUGACCCUCGUGGUGGCCGCGGCGCGGGCCGAGAAGGAAGCAUUCAUUCAGUCAGAGAGCAUAAUAGAAGUACUGCGCUUUGACGAUGGAGGGCUACUACAGACUGAGACAACACUUGGCCUCAGUUCAUAUCAACAGAAAAGCAUUUCUCUGUACCGGGGUAAUUGCAGGCCCAUACGAUUCGAACCACCAAUGCUGGAUUUCCAUGAACAGCCAGUUGGAAUGCCAAAAAUGGAAAAAGUCUAUUUACAUAAUCCUAGUUCUGAAGAAACUAUUACUUUAGUAUCAAUAUCUGCGACAACAUCACAUUUCCAUGCAUCAUUUUUUCAAAAUAGGAAAAUUCUUCCAGGAGGAAAUACAUCAUUUGAUGUAGUUUUUCUUGCAAGAGUAGUGGGAAAUGUAGAAAAUACUUUAUUUAUUAACACAUCUAAUCAUGGGGUGUUCACUUACCAGGUAUUUGGUGUUGGGGUUCCAAAUCCAUAUCGGUUGAGGCCAUUUCUUGGGGCCAGAGUCCCUGUAAACAGCAGUUUUUCACCCAUAAUAAACAUACACAACCCUCACAGUGAGCCAUUACAGGUUGUAGAAAUGUACUCUAGUGGAGGAGACCUUCACCUAGAACUUCCAACAGGUCAGCAAGGAGGUACCAGAAAGCUGUGGGAAAUCCCUCCCUAUGAAACUAAGGGAGUGAUGAGAGCCAGCUUUUCCUCCAGAGAAGCAGAUAAUCAUACAGCCUUCAUAAGAAUAAAGACAAAUGCAUCAGACAGCACAGAGUUCAUCAUUCUCCCUGUUGAGGUUGAAGUUACGACAGCUCCUGGAAUUUAUUCCUCAACUGAAAUGUUAGAUUUUGGAACACUUCGAACACAAGAUCUACCAAAAGUUUUAAAUCUUCAUUUAUUAAAUUCAGGAACAAAGGAUGUACCAAUAACAAGUGUUCGACCUACACCACAAAAUGACGCUAUAACGGUACAUUUUAAACCAGUUACAUUAAAAGCUUCUGAAAGUAAAUAUACCAAGGUUGCAAGUAUUAGUUUUGAUGCUUCAAGAGCAAAAAAGCCAUCUCAGUUUUCUGGGAAAAUAACUGUUAAAGCAAAGGAAAAGAGUUAUUCUAAACUCGAAAUACCCUACCAAGCAGAAGUUCUAGAUGGUUAUUUGGGUUUUGAUCACGCCGCAACGCUGUUUCACAUCCAGGACAGUCCUGCUGACCCAGUGGAGAGGCCAAUUUACCUGACUAACACUUUCAGUUUUGCAAUCCUCAUUCAUGAUGUGUUGUUACCAGAAGAAGCCAGAGCCAUGUUUCAGGUUCACAACUUCAGCAAACCAGUUUUAAUUCUUCCUAAUGAGUCAGGGUACAUUUUUACCCUGUUUUUUAUGCCAUCCACAUCAUCCAUGCACAUAGACAGCAACAUUUUACUUGUUACCAAUGCCUCUAAGUUUCAUUUACCUGUGCGGGUAUACACAGGGUUUUUAGAUUACUUUGUAUUGCCCCCCAGAAUAGAAGAACGCUUCAUAGAUUUUGGAGUACUGAGUGCUACAGAAGCAAGUAAUAUUUUGUUUGCAAUUAUAAACAGCAAUCCAAUUGAGCUGGCUAUAAAAAGUUGGCAUAUCAUAGGAGAUGGCUUAUCAAUAGAACUUGUAGCUACAGAGAGAGGCAACAGAACUACAGUGAUUGCAAGCCUUCCAGAGCUGGAGAAGUCCUCAUUGCCUGACCAAUCCCCAGUAACACUGGCUUCAGGACACUUUGCAGUGUUCAGAGUCAAACUUACUGCCAAGAAACUAGAAGGGAUUCAUGAUGGAGCCAUACAGAUCACAACAGACUAUGAAAUCCUAACCAUUCCUGUGAAAGCUGUGAUUGCAGUGGGCUCACUGACCUGCUUCCCAAAACACAUGGUCCUUCCCCCUUCCUUCCCAGGGAAAAUAGUUCAUCAGAGCUUAAAUAUUAUGAAUUCCUUCUCACAGAAGGUGAAGAUACAGCACAUACGGUCUUUGUCAGAAGAUGUACGGUUCUACUACAAACGAUUACGGGGCAAUAGGGAAGACUUGGAGCCAGGGAAAAAGUCAAAGAUUGCAAACAUUUAUUUUGAUCCUGGGCUGCAAUGUGGGGAUCACUGUUAUAUUGGCUUGCCUUUUCUAUCCAAAUCUGAACCCAAGGUGCAGCCCGGGGUGGCCAUGCAGGAGGACUUGUGGGAUGCCGACUGGGACUCACAUCAGAGUUUGUUCAAAGCUUGGAUGGGAAUAAAGGAGAACGCAGGUCAUAGGUUGAAUGCUAUGUUUGAAGUAAAUACAGACCUUCAAAAAAAUAUAGUAUCAAAAAUCACUGCUGAGCUCUCCUGGCCUUCCAUCCUUAGCUCUCCCCGACAUGUGAAGUUCCCACUCACUAAUACUAACUGCUCUUCAGAAGAAGAGAUUACCUUAGAGAAUCCUGCAGACGUUCCUGUCUAUGUCCAGUUCAUUCCUCUGGCUUUGUAUUCCAACCCUUCCAUUUUUGUAGAUAAGUUAAUCUCAAGGUUUAACUUGAGUAAGGUGGCCAAGCUAGAUCUGAGGACACUUGAAUUCCAAGUCUUCAGAAACAGUGCUCACCCCCUGCAGAGUCCAACAGGAUUUACGGAGGGCCUCUCUCGACAUUAUAUUUUAAACCUCAUUUUAAAACCUGGAGAAAAGAAAUCUGUCAAAGUAAAGUUUACUCCACUUCACAACAGAACUGUUUCUUCACUGAUCAUAGUCAGAAACAACCUGACUGUGAUGGAUGCUGUAAUGGUCCAAGGUCAAGGGACAACCGAGAACUUGAGGGUGGCAGGCAAGCUUCCAGGUCCAGGAAGUUCCUUACGCUUCAAAAUCACAGAAGCACUGCUGAAAGACUGCAUAGACAGUUUGAAACUAAGAGAGCCAAAUUUCACAUUGAAAAGAACAUUCAAAGUAGAGAAUACCGGACAACUUGAAAUCCAUAUAGAAACCAUUGAAAUCAGUGGGUAUGCCUGUGAAGGCUAUGGCUUUAAAGUGGUUAACUGUCAAGAGUUUGCACUGAGUGCCAACACCUCUAGAGACAUAAUCAUACUGUUUACUCCAGAUUUCACAGCUUCCAGAGUUAUUCGGGAACUGAAGUUUGUAACAACCAGCGGCUCUGAGUUUGUGUUUGUACUGAAUGCCUCCCUUCCGUACCACAUGUUAGCAGCCUGUGCAGAAGCUCUCCCCAGACCCAACUGGGAGCUAGCUCUGUACAUCAUCAUCUCAGGAGUAAUGAGCGCACUGUUUCUCCUAGUCAUUGGAACAGCCUAUUUGGAAGCUCAAGGAAUUUGGGAGCCAUUUCGAAGGCGACUGUCCUUUGAAGCCUCCAACCCACCCUUUGAUGUGGGAAGGCCAUUUGAUCUCAGGAGGAUCGCUGGUAUUUCAUCUGAAGGAAACUUGAACACACUCGGCUGCGAACACAGUCAUGGUAGGGGUUUCUAUAGCAGCUCAUCAUCGUCCAGGCCUGGUACGGGGAGUCACAGACAGUGUGGUACAUCAGUCCAUCCACACAGCAGCCACAGCAGCAAAACCUCAGCUGACGUGGACAGUGUCAGAACCAAAAACAAUUCAAGCAUGUCAAACAGGACUUCUGCACAAGCAGCCACCUCACAGUCUACAAGCAAAACAAGUCCCCUAGUCUUAGAGGCAAAUGCAGUGUCCCAGAGUCACACAGCCAGCAGAAAGUCCAAAGGGACGAAGCAAAGCCAGCACAGCAGCCAGCACCAUGGCCACAGUCCGCUGGAGCAGCACUCACAGCCUCCACCACCACCAGUGCCUCAACACCAGGAGCCACCCCCUGAAAGGCUGUCUCCUGCCCCCCUCACACACUCUUCCCACCCAGAGCGAGCCAGCAACACACGGCACAGCUCAGAGGACUCCGACAUCACUAGUCUCAUAGAAGCCAUGGACAAAGACUUCGACCAUCAUGACUCCCCACCCCUAGAUGUGUUUACAGAGCAGCCUCCAUCACCGUUGUCAAAAAGCAAAGGGAAAGGAAAAUCUAUUCAACAACGAAAGGCUAAGCCUCCGAAGAAGCAAGAGGAGAAGGAGAAGAGGGGAAAAGGAAAGCCCCAGGAGGAUGAGCUAAAGGACACCCUGGCCGAUGACGACAGCUCCUCCACCACCACAGAGACCUCCAACCCCGACACAGAACCACUCCUCAGGGAGGACACAGAAAAGCAAAAGGGAAAACAAGCCAUGCCAGAAAAACAUGAAAGCGAAAUGUCUCAAGUGAAACAAAAAAGCAAAAAGCUUUUAAAUGUUAAGAAAGAAAUCCCAACAGAUGUGAAAGGCAGUUCCUUCGAACUACCAUAUACUCCCUCACUGGAAAGUAAACAGCGUAGAAAUCUCCCAACCAAGAUUCCUCUUCCAGCUACACUAACAAGUGGAUCCAAAUCACGAAAUUCCCAGAAAACAAAAGGUACAAAUAAGUUAGUGGACAACAGGCCAGUUGCCCUCUCGAAAUUCCUUCCCAGCAGUCAGGAACUAGGGAACACCAGCAGCUCGGAGGGUGAAAAGGACUCUCCUCCACCAGAGUGGGAUGCUGUGCCAGUCCACAAGCCCAGCAGCUCUACUGACAGUCUUUAUAAACUGUCUCUGCAAACCCUGAAUGCAGACAUUUUCUUAAAACAACGCCAGACCUCACCAACACCGGCCUCUCCAUCUCCGCCCACCGCUCCUUGCCCAUUCACAUCCCGUGGCAGCUACAGCAGUAUUGUCAACAGCUCCAGCAGUGACACAAAAGCAAAGCAACCCAAUGGAAGCAAAAGCAAGUUGACAAAGGCAGCCUCUCUCCCAGGCAAGAAUGGCAACCCCACCUUCGCCGCAGUCACCGCAGGCUAUGACAAGAGCCCAGGAGGGAAUGGCUUUGCUAAAAUUUCUUCAAACAAAUCAGAUUUUUCCAGCAGCCUUGGCAUUUCACACAUUCCUGUUGACAGCGAUGGCUCAGACAGCUCGGGUUUGUGGAGUCCUAUCAGCAAUCCAAGCAGCCCCGACUUCACCCCCCUCAAUUCGUUCUCGGCCUUUGGAAAUUCUUUUAAUCUAACAGGUGUUUUCAGCAAACUCGGGCUGCCGAGAUCCUGCAGUCAGUCAUCCCAGAGAAGUUGGAAUGAGUUCAGCAGCGGCCCCUCCUACCUUUGGGACUCUCCAGCAACAGACCCCAGCCCUUCCUGGCCAGCCAGUUCCAGCUCCCCAACCCACACAGCCACUUCUGUCCUUGGCAAUACCAGUGGCCUGUGGUCCACCACUCCGUUCAGCAGCUCCAUCUGGUCCAGCAACCUCAACAGUGCCCUUCCGUUCACCACUCCAACAAAUACACUGUCAAGCAUCGGCCUCAUGGGCACGGAAAACACCACUGCCCAUGCUCCUUCCACCCCUGGCCCAGCUGACGACUUGGGACAGACCUACAACCCCUGGCGGAUAUGGAGUCCCACCAUCGGAAGAAGAAGCUCUGAUCCGUGGUCUAAUUCGCACUUCCCUCAUGAAAAUUAAAAUUAAGCAAAAAACAAAACGCGGGGCCCCUCAUCUAGAUCAUGAUAUGCCAGUCUCUGAGACAUCUUCUGAAGGCCCUUACUGCUGUCGCUUUCCUCUCCCCCUCCUCUUUGCAGGGCAGGCUUGUUCCACUCGCUUCUUUCAGACCUUUCUUGCAAUUAUGAUACUCUGAGAUUUGCUGUUGUGCUUGUAGACAAAAGUCUGGACUCGGCCACAAACUACUACAACCUGUCCAUCUGAAAUUUUGACUCACCCAUUUCCCCCUUCCCCCCCUUGUCUCUCCCCCCUGCUUUAUCUGUAAGAACACAAAUUUGGCAUUACAGUUAAGGGAGUAAUUUGAGUUGAUUGACAAGUCCUGGCAUGUGACAAUUUUACUAAAUUACCAAGUUUGGUUUUUAAUAAUUUCACAAUAUUAUGCGCCAAGAUCUAAUUUUAAAAAUGUAUGAGGACUUUGUGCUGAAAAUACAGAGUAUUUUUUUAAAGUAAGGCUAUCUUGGUUUAAAAGCAGAUUACAGAGACGUAAGCCAGCCUGAGAACAGUGGCUGAAUGUGAAGCAGCCAGUGGAGACCACACACAUUUUCUGUGCUGUUUGUACUUGAGGUAUGAACCAUUUGUAUACCUGAAUUUAUUUUAAAGAUGAACCGAAAUGCACACAGCCAAGUCUUGACAUUACAAGAUUGUGUAUUUCUUAAAUACAACUUUGUGUUGUACUUUGAAAUAAAUGAUGCUUUUUUUCAAAA
Molecule: messenger RNA, 6666 nt
Organism: Mesocricetus auratus (golden hamster)
Lineage: Eukaryota; Metazoa; Chordata; Mammalia; Rodentia; Cricetidae
Gene: Tmem131
Product: transmembrane protein 131
Exons: 41
Coding region: 293-5926 (1877 amino acids)
Cellular component (GO): membrane
Source: RefSeq, a predicted model, not a curated record